AUGGAAUAAUAAUUGCAAAUUCUCUUUUAACGUUUAGAAGAAUUCAAAUAAGAUUAAAAUGAAUAUUGGGAAGAAGUCAAAUAAUUAUCAGAUGAAACAGAUGAUAAUCAAUUACCUGUUAUUUUAGAAAACGAAGAAGAAUGUAACUCUUCUGAAAUACUCACAAUUCUUAAUUAAAUUAUGACAUUAGUUAAUCAUCUAAGAGAAGGUGAAAUUAAAGUAUUUAGCUAUUAUUAUUAUUAUUAGAUUAUUGAGAGAUAUAAAUAUGAAUUAAAAUAAUUAGCUCUUGAAUUGAAGAAUAAUUAACAAUAUAAUAAAGAAAUGAAAUCUAUUAACAUAUAAACUGAUUAUGAUCAUUAUGAAAAAAUGUAUUUCCAAGAAAGAUAACGAUAUAAUUAAUUAGAAAAGAAGUUUGAAGGUCUUAAAAAACUUGAUGAAUCAUCCUUUAAAUAAGAUGUUAUGAUAGAAUUGGCUACUCUUAAAAAUAAAAUAUAAAUAUUGACAGAAACAUCAACUGAAGCUGAAGCAUUAUUAAUCAAGAAAGACUAAUAAGUUAAAGAAUAUUAAAAAUAAUUAUAAAAAUCAUAAAAAGAAUUGACAUCAAAGAGAAGUGAAUUAUCAAGUCUCAAUGAUUAAAUGAAAAAUAAAGAUAUCAAUUUGCAAAUGGUUCAAAACAUGAAUAGAACUUAUGAAUAAGAAUUAUAAAAACUAAACAAAAAAAAUACUGGAUCUUAAAAAAGACCUACUAAAUGUUAUGAAACCUUAACACUUGAAAUUCAAGAAUUAACUCACAAUAAUUCAUUACUUAAAUAAUAGUUAUUAUAAACCUAAAAAAAACUAAAAGAUUUAACUAAUGAAUUAUAAACUAAGGAUUAGUAAUUAAUCGAAGUUCUCAAUUAAAUUGAUGAAAUUAAAUUACACAUGCAAUAAACUAACAAUAAAGAAGAUGAAUUAAAAGAAGCUAUGGAUUAUUUAGAAAUUAAAGAUUUAGAAAUUGAAAGAUUACAUCGAGAACUUGAAAAUUAUAAAAGGAAUAACAAAGAUAAUCCAUAAAUUAGAGAUCUUUAAAAUCUUUUAUUAGUUAUGUCUAGAAGUUUAUAAGAAAAAGAAUAAUAACUCUUAAGAUAUUAAUAAUACAAUUGA
Paramecium sonneborni is the source of this 1143-nucleotide messenger RNA. The record is from the annotation of a GenBank genome assembly. NCBI's taxonomy places the organism in Eukaryota, Ciliophora, Oligohymenophorea, Peniculida, Parameciidae.